Rattus norvegicus (Norway rat) is the source of this 2002-nucleotide messenger RNA. RefSeq names its product zinc finger protein 105 (gene Zfp105). The record is from RefSeq and is marked validated. NCBI's taxonomy places the organism in Eukaryota, Metazoa, Chordata, Mammalia, Rodentia, Muridae. Gene Ontology annotation, cellular component: nucleus; nucleoplasm; cytoplasm. Bases 239 to 1813 code for a protein of 524 amino acids. Gene Ontology annotation, molecular function: sequence-specific double-stranded DNA binding. Gene Ontology annotation, biological process: regulation of DNA-templated transcription. The transcript has 4 exons.
GGUUGCUGCUGAGAGGCGGUGGAAUCUCAGUCCGCGAAGCUAUCGCCGGCCCGGCUGGGCCAACGUGGCGAGCGGGUCGCGGCGAGAGGCGUGGGAUUGUCCUCCACCGACCAUCGCGGACAAUCGCGGGGCCGGGAGUGAAUAGCUCAUCUUGGCUUUGGAGACUUGAAGAUUAGAUGGAGCUUAACUGUUGGGGGGUGCCUGUCAGCUGUCAAAGAUCCUGCACUGAACAGAGAAGAUGACUGCAGAGUUGAAAGAGACCAUGGGCAGAGCCUCUUGGAGCCCAGUGAAGGUGAAAAAGGAAGAAGAUGAAGAAUGUGUCAUAAGUCAGGCAUCCAGCCAACAAGUGUUCUCUGGGAACAUCAAGAACUGGGCCCUGGGGGAGGGUCCUUACGUGAGCAUCUGUGGAUCAGAAGAGGAGGAGAAGGGUCAGAAAAUGUUCUGGGACAUGGCAGUGGUACUAAAAGCAACACAGGAGGCUGCUGCUGCUUCACCCCUUGGGAGCUACUCAUUGACAGGGACUCUGGUCAAGAGUGAAAUCCUGGAGCCUCAUGGGAACCCAACCCCACUAGGUACCAAAACCAAGAACCUAGAGUUAUUGAUUCCUAAAACAGAGAUAUGUGAUGACUCGGAUAAGCCCCCUAUGAUUUUAGGAAGAAUCCAGAAAGGUGACCUUCAAAGCUCUGAGCUAGGAGAAUCUUGUGAAAAGGGAAAUAUGUUUAAAAAGCUGAGAAUAAGGAGAGAAAAAGGAGAUUUGAGAAAAGUGAAAGACUGCCCAUUGUCUGGAAGCUUCCAAGACGAGGAAGAAGAGAAAUCUAAGAAAACUAGGGGGAAAUAUAGCCUUAGUUCUGCUCCUGCUAAAAAACAGAAAAUACAGCCUGGGCAGAAGCCGUUUACGUGUAGUGAGUGUGGGAAAGGCUUUAGUCAGAGUGCAAAUCUUGUUGUGCAUCAACGAAUCCACACUGGGGAGAAGCCCUUUGAGUGUCAUGAGUGUGGGAAGGCCUUCAUUCAGAGUGCAAACCUUGUUGUGCAUCAGAGGAUCCACACUGGACAGAAACCCUAUGUUUGUGGAAAAUGUGGGAAGGCUUUCACUCAGAGUUCAAAUCUGACUGUUCAUCAGAAAAUUCACUCCUUAGAAAAAACCUUUAAGUGUGGUGAAUGUGAAAAAGCCUUCAGUUACAGCUCGCAGCUUGCUCGCCACCAGAAAGUCCAUAUAACUGAGAAAUGCUAUGAAUGCAAUGAAUGUGGAAAAACAUUCACUCGAAGCUCCAACCUCAUCGUCCAUCAGAGGAUCCACACUGGGGAGAAGCCUUUUGCUUGCAAUGACUGUGGAAAAGCCUUUACCCAAAGUGCAAAUCUUAUCGUGCAUCAGCGAAGCCACACUGGGGAGAAGCCGUAUGAGUGUAAAGAGUGUGGGAAAGCCUUCAGUUGUUUUUCUCACCUCAUUGUGCACCAGAGAAUUCACACUGCAGAGAAACCUUACGACUGCAGCGAAUGUGGAAAAGCCUUCAGUCAGCUCUCUUGCCUUAUUGUCCACCAGAGAAUUCAUAGUGGAGAUCUCCCUUAUGUAUGUAAUGAGUGUGGGAAGGCCUUCACUUGUAGCUCAUACCUACUGAUUCAUCAAAGAAUCCAUAAUGGGGAAAAACCUUAUUCUUGUAACGAGUGUGGGAAGGCCUUCAGACAGAGGUCAAGCCUCACUGUCCACCAGCGAACCCACACCGGAGAGAAGCCCUAUGAAUGUGCAAAGUGUGGUGCAGCUUUUAUUUCUAACUCACACCUCAUGCGACAUCACAGAACUCAUCUUGUCCAAUAGCAAGGAAGAGGGUGAAACCUUGCUCUUGGUCAUAACCUACUGCUGCUAAUAGCAGGCACCUCUGUUCUUUAUUCUUCCUUGGCCAAAAUGAGGACUGUACCUUUUAAAGUUAUUUUUCUGGAAGGUAAUGUAAACACACAUUUCAAAGGCUAAUUUAAAGAAAAUAAAACUUAAACACCUAAAAACCAA